Mixia osmundae IAM 14324 is the source of this 912-nucleotide messenger RNA. RefSeq lists its product as uncharacterized. The record is from RefSeq and is a predicted model, not a curated record. Bases 1 to 912 code for a protein of 303 amino acids. NCBI's taxonomy places the organism in Eukaryota, Fungi, Basidiomycota, Mixiomycetes, Mixiales, Mixiaceae. Gene Ontology annotation, molecular function: acetyl-CoA hydrolase activity; coenzyme A diphosphatase activity. The transcript has 4 exons. Gene Ontology annotation, biological process: coenzyme A catabolic process.
AUGAGACCUAAGGAUGACUUUGACAACGAUGAUUACGAGACGAUAGGAUCACUUCCACAGGAUGAUCCCCGUCGGACAGAGCGCCCGCUCACCCAAGACGAAGAGGAUGACGAUGACGCACCGCUAGACCUGCAGCCUCUGACCGCCGAUUCUUUGCGCGCUCUGCGGCGGCUGUCUCGCUAUAAGGCCGGACCUGAUAAGUGGCCAAUGAGACGACGGGCGGCAGUACUCGUGGCGCUGUUUGCAGGCAGACGAGGACAUCUGCGUGUUGUCCUGUCUACUCGAGCAGCAGAUAUGCGCGCACAUCCCGGCGAAGUCGCUCUACCAGGAGGCAAGAUGGAGUCGGCAGAUCUCGAUCUCGCCUAUACUGCAAGAAGAGAGGCUUUUGAGGAGAUCGGUCUACCCGUCAACACGCAUUCGGUGCGGUACCUCACGAGCUUACGACCGUUCCUCACCCGGUCGUGUCUGAUUGUCACCCCCGUCGUCGUAUUCGUUCUCGACUCGUCGAUACAAAGCAAGCUCAACCCUGCUGAGGUCUCUGCUGUCUUUUCGCAUCCGCUGCAAGGUUUCAUACAGAACACCCCUCAAAGCCAUGUCACAGAUGUCGUUCCACCCCUUGUUGCGCAAGGAAAGAAGCCGUACCGGAUGCAAUACGAUAUGCCGUGGUACAGAAACGCGCCCUACAGGAUGCAUCGCUUCGAGAACGCUCGUCAGCAUAUCAUUGGUUUCACCGCUGAUAUACUGAUUGAAGUGGCGACGAUAGCUUACGGCUCGCCUGACUUUGAGCGACGAGCGCCCGGACAGCUCUCGAGGCGAAAGCUCAUCUCCCAUGCACUCCACCACGAAGAUGUCUUUCUGCCGGCUGCUACAUCCGAACGUCAGACACCACACGAUCGGCGAAGUCGGCUAUGA